AUGGCAUCCUUCGAGGGCGGCACCUCCACCGACGGCGGCCCGGUCCUGGGCAUCGACCUCGGCACGACCUUCUCCUGCGUCGCCGUCUUCGACGACGAGGCCAAGGAGGUCAAGGUCCUCGCCAACGCCGAGGGCGCGCGCACGACGCCGUCCUACGUGUCCUUCACGGACGAGGGCCGCGUCGUCGGCGCCGCGGCCAAGGCGCAGUCCGCCGCGAACGCCAAGGGCACGCUCUUCGACGUGAAGCGCAUCCUCGGCCGCACCUACGAGGACCACGUCGUCCAGGACGAGUCGAAGCGCCUGCCCUUCCCCAUCCUCGAGCACCCCAAGGGCAAGCGCCCGCUCGUCGAGGUCACGUGGCGCGGCGAGAAGAAGCGCUUCGCGCCCGAGGAGGUGAGCGCCAUGGUCCUCGGCGAGAUGGUCGCCAUCGCGAAGAAGCGCCUCGGCCGCGACGACCUCAACCGCGCGGUCAUCACGGUCCCCGCGCACUUCAACGACCAGCAGCGCCAGGCGACCAAGGACGCGGGGCGCAUCGCGGGCCUCGAGGUCAUGCGCAUCAUCAACGAGCCCACGGCGGCGGCGCUGGCCUACGGCCUCCACGACCUCGCUUCCGACGAGAACAACCCGAAGCAGUCGCGCGUGCUCAUCUUCGACCUCGGCGGCGGCACGUUCGACGUGUCCGUGCUGUCCAUGGAGGACGGCGUCUUCGCGGUGCAGGCCACGGGCGGCGACACGCACCUCGGCGGCGAGGACUUCGACGCGGCCUUGGUGGAGCACGUCGUCAUGCAGUACGCGCGGAAGCGCGCGGGCACGAACCUCCGCAAGUCGUCCAAGGCCAUGCGCCGCCUCGCGGCCGCCUGCGAGGUCGCGAAGCGCGAGCUGUCGAGCGCGGACGACGCCGUCGUCGACGCGCCGUCGAUCCUCCCGGACGUCGACCUCUGCGUCAAGGUCACGCGCCAGGCCUUCGAGGGCCUCUGCGGCCACCUCUUCGAGUCCUGCCUGCGCACGGUCGAGUCCGUCGUCCGCGACGCGCAGUGCGAGCUCUCGCAGAUCACGGAGAUCGUCCUCGUCGGCGGGUCGACGCGCGUGCCCCGGCUCCAGGAGGCGCUCUACCAGCUCUUCGACGAGAAGUUGGAGUUGUGCAAGUCCGUGCACCCCGACGAGGCCGUCGCCGUCGGCGCGGCGGUCCAGGGCGCGAUCCUCCGCGCGGGCAUGACGCACGGCGGCGAGGAUUUGGCGCCCGAGGGCUGCAAGGACCUCGUGCUCCUCGACGUGACGCCCCUGUCGUUGGGCAUCGAGCUCGAGGGCGGCGUCAUGUCGACGCUCAUCAAGCGGUCGACGCCCAUCCCCUGCGCGAAGACGCGCGAGUACACGACGUGCGACGACUACCAGACGGCCAUCGACGUCGCCGUCUACGAGGGCGAGCGCCCGGCCGUGUCCGCCAACAACAAGCUCGGCGAGUUCAAGAUCGACGGCAUCGAGCGCGCGCGCAAGGGCGAGCCCAAGGUCGAGGUCACCUUCGCGCUCGACGCGAACGGCAUCCUCGCGGUCAGCGCGCGCGACAAGGUCACGGGCGCGUCCGCGUCCACCCAGAUCAAGGCGGACCGCGGCCGCCUCGAGGAGGAGGACAUCCAGCGCAUGAUCGAGGACGCCAAGAAGUACCGCGAGGACGACGCGGCCUUCGCGGACAAGGCCGGGCUCCGCAACGCGCUCGAGGAGGCCGCCUUCGCCGCCAAGGCCGCCUGCAAGGACGACGCCAAGAAGGCGACGCUCGAGAACAUGCUCGAGUGGCUCGAUUCGCCGGGCCGCGCGGAGCGGAGCGCGGCGGCCGCCGGGCCGCCCCGGGCGGCCGCCGACGCGCCCCGGGCGGCCGCGGCCCCGCGGCGCACGCCGGCGGCGGCCCGGCGCGCCCUGGCGCGCGACGACGACUUCGACGCCCACGCCGCCAAGGGGAGCCUCGCGGGGCCGGGCUAA
Molecule: messenger RNA, 1974 nt
Organism: Aureococcus anophagefferens
Lineage: Eukaryota; Pelagophyceae; Pelagomonadales; Pelagomonadaceae
Exons: 5
Coding region: 1-1974 (657 amino acids)
Biological process (GO): protein refolding; cellular response to unfolded protein
Cellular component (GO): cytoplasm
Molecular function (GO): ATP binding; misfolded protein binding; ATP-dependent protein folding chaperone
Source: RefSeq, a predicted model, not a curated record